This is a messenger RNA of Pseudophryne corroboree (corroboree frog), 1157 nucleotides long. Its product is annotated as mid1-interacting protein 1-B-like. Bases 145 to 606 code for a protein of 153 amino acids. Lineage: Eukaryota; Metazoa; Chordata; Amphibia; Anura; Myobatrachidae. The record is from RefSeq and is a predicted model, not a curated record. The transcript has 2 exons. Gene Ontology annotation, cellular component: cytosol. Gene Ontology annotation, biological process: regulation of lipid biosynthetic process.
CAGCUGGAGGGAGGAGCCGCCGCUCACAGGUGCCAAGUGCUGGGCCGGGGCUGUGUGCAUUACUCCUGCAGCAUCUGGUGGAGCCGCACAGGGGGAGGAUGCACAUCUCAUGAAGCCUGAUCAGAAAGGGCAAAACACGUCAGCAUGGAAGUGUCGGAAUAUAAUCCUCACCGCCAGUCCUUGCUGGAUGCCAUCCAUCGCUUCAACACUGCCACAACAAUCAUGGACGAAACCAUCAUGGUUCCCAGUAUGUUGCAGGACAUAACUCUGGCCAAAGAGGAACAGGGGGACCGAGUCACGUCUACAGAGGUUCUGGAGAACAACAAUAAUCUCUACGAUUCCUACGUUCUCCUGAAAUCUCUAAGACACGACAUGAAGUGGGGGAUAAACCAGGAACACGAAACCCAGGUAGAGCACUGCCCUAACCAUGAGGCCCCAGAAGAGACGGGCGAUCUAGUAGACCAAUUCCAGCACCACUUACGAGGACUACUCUCGGUCCUGACAAAGCUGACCAAGAAGGCCAAUCUUCUGACCAACUGUUACAAGAAGGAGAUUGAGGUUGGCCACUCAAAUGCUGGACCAUACUCUAAUAACAUUUACUAUUGAGGAAUUUUGCCACGCUUGCUUCUUGAAUUGGGUCCUGAAGGGCCCAACCUAGGCCAUCUGUGCACAUCCAUGGAAUUAUUUUUUUUUUUUACAAUGACUCUUACAACUUUAAUUUUGUACUAGAAUAAAAUAAAAUGUGUCCUGAAGUCAUCCUGAAACCAAAGAGGUCCAAAUGAAUUUCUUAGCAGGCAGAUAGUUUCCAAUAAGAUGAUGCCAAUUGGUGACUUAAUCAUGCAGCUCCUGACGGCGGUAGUGUCCGUAUGAUUGUACUAUGUGGAUAUGUAAAGCUUGAUAAAUAUAGGUUUCUGGUAAACCUGUUUACUUGUUGGUGUCGGUCGUUGCCCCAUGAGCUGACUGUGUAUGUAGAUCAGCCACUCCAUUUUUGUAUUUUCCGCCUCUCACAAUGUUCCCUAAUGGUGUUGGAGAGAACACUGCCGUUAUCUAAAAAACAAAUGUAGGAGAUGUGAGUGACCUUGUGUAUGCAAUGUGUAUUUUGUUAUAUGAUUGAGACUCUGUAAUGAAAUUAAGCCUUUUCAGGCGUUCUUUAAACA